This is a messenger RNA of Vidua chalybeata, 416 nucleotides long. It is a transcript of the gene MRPL55, whose product is annotated as mitochondrial ribosomal protein L55. Gene Ontology annotation, biological process: translation. The transcript is spliced from 3 exons. Gene Ontology annotation, molecular function: structural constituent of ribosome. Lineage: Eukaryota; Metazoa; Chordata; Aves; Passeriformes; Viduidae. Gene Ontology annotation, cellular component: mitochondrial large ribosomal subunit. Bases 30 to 362 code for a protein of 110 amino acids. The record is from RefSeq and is a predicted model, not a curated record.
CUGGACUCGCCCCUGCCAGCCGGGCUGAGAUGGCGGCGAGCCGUGCGCUGAGGGCCCUGCGCCUCCCGGCCGCGUCCUGCGCCCGCGGCAACUCCAACCGCGCCGCCGUCGGCCACCUGCACCGGCAGCUCUACGGCCGCCGCUACCCCGUGCUGCUGGUCAACACCGACGGCUCCACCGUCCGCCUGCGCUACAGCGAGCCCAAGAGGAUCCUCAUGAUGCCCCUGGACAGCAACACGCUGCCCGAAGCCGAGCGCAAGGCUCGUCUGCGCCGGCACUUCCCCAGCAAGCCUAAGGCCAAGGAGGAGGAAACCUUCGAGGGCAUCGACCUGGACACCUACAAGAAGUUCUGGAAGAAGUGAAGCGCUGAACCCAGAAUUGUAUAAAUCCAUAAAUAAAAAUAAUACACGAGUACA